GUAACUUUAGUCUUUAUCAGCUUGGUUUACCUGAUCAUAAUAUCAUAAACCUUUUGUACUAAUCAUCGUAGAAUAGCAUAGAUAUGUUUGUACAUUUGAUUUUAGUAUUAACCUUUGCUUCAAUGAGCAUCGCUGAUACAUCUGAAAAGCGGUUUUUAUUUAUACCUCCCGUCGUUCUGGAGAAUUGGUCAUCUUGGAGUUCGUGUUCAGCGUCAUGUGGGAACACUGGCGAACGACACAGAACUCGCGGUUGUCACAUUCCUUUUUUGGGAACUGUACAUUGGACCAAAUGUGGAAUAGGGGGUGACGAAAAAGAGGCCUGUGUUGGUAUUUGUCCACAAACCACAGGCGCAACGACGGUGCUAUUAGGCACAUGGAACCCAUGGGGUCUAUUUUCUCCCUGUGACAAGACCUGUGGGGGCGGUAUACAGAUCAGACAUAGGACGUGUGGCUCUGCUCCCUGUAUUGGAGACUAUAUAGAGUCAGCCUCCUGUAAUGUCCACCAAUGUCCGGUUCAAUCAACCCCUGCUGCUAGCACCACACAACCAGUUACAACCGCAGCGACCACAGGCACACAGUGGAUAUCGGUCACCACAACGACAAAGGCAACCACUACUCACAAGAAAUUCUUUACGAUACGAUCCAAUAAAUGAUUGCCUGUCGCAAUGUCAUGACAAUGCUCA
This is a messenger RNA of Magallana angulata, 683 nucleotides long. RefSeq names its product ectin-like. Bases 84 to 653 code for a protein of 189 amino acids. The record is from RefSeq and is a predicted model, not a curated record. The transcript has 5 exons. NCBI's taxonomy places the organism in Eukaryota, Metazoa, Mollusca, Bivalvia, Ostreida, Ostreidae.